AUGUCACGGCAGCCGAAGCUCUGUCCAAAGUCGCACAUACCGGGCUAUCCCAAUGCGUUCUCUGAUCUCGCAGCGUUGGCGUCAUUAUCGCAGCCGGAACCUAGGUCUGGGCCAGGCGAAGAGAAGUCGGAACAGCGACUCUUUCGAGUCAAGCGAAAGCAUGUCCUGAAAGCUUGUGAUCGUUGCAGGGUCAAGAAAACCAAGUGUGAUGGAAAGCAGCCAUGCAACCGUUGCUCAGCGCAUAACCACCCCUGCCUCUUCCGAGAGAGGAAAGCCACACAGACAAAAGUCUACUCCCGAGGAUUCGUUGAAAUGCUCGAAUCGCAUCACUCACUAGUCGUGAAGGCGUUGCAGAAACUUUACAAACUAUCCUUGAACAAGGAGGGAUUCCCCGGAGAGCCGCUUCCCGAAGCUUCUGAUGGGUACCCCCUGACGCACGCUAUCUUGGACCGUUUGGGACUGAUCAAGCAAGCCGAGGAGAGUCCUGAAGACAGCAAUGAAGACUCAGAGGAUCUACAGUAUUUGCGUUUGUUGUCCACUUCGGCUGAAUGCAGCGCAACGACAGACCCCUCUCCGGAACCAGCUACUCCCCCCGAACCGUCGUCCAGCAACUGCAGUCCCGUUGACCUCUCCCCUGUGACUGAGUGGAAGUGGAACUUCCCUUCAGUUCAGUCUGUCCGUUCAGAGCAGUAUCAUAGCUAUUCGAACCAGGAUUUUGCUGGUCUGGCGCUGUCUCGGACCAACAAUCUCACUGGUGAUACUACAUGUCUGGGGACAGCAAUAACUGUGCUCGGCCAUAACCAUCCAUACCUUUACUAUCUAGAUACUUGUAGCGCGGAUGCCAAGGAGUCGCUUGGCUCUUGCGUGACUGCCGGGCCUGGUUUUCAACAGCCUGCGUCCGCUACCGAGAUGCCUGUUAAUAUGCUUGGGGGCUUCGAUGUCCACCUGCAAGAGCAACAGCCUCUUCAUCCACCUCUUGUCCCUGGCUGGUCCUACCAACGCAGUUAG
Molecule: messenger RNA, 1008 nt
Organism: Aspergillus pseudoviridinutans
Lineage: Eukaryota; Fungi; Ascomycota; Eurotiomycetes; Eurotiales; Aspergillaceae
Product: Zn(II)2Cys6 transcription factor domain-containing protein
Exons: 3
Coding region: 1-1008 (335 amino acids)
Biological process (GO): regulation of DNA-templated transcription
Molecular function (GO): zinc ion binding; DNA-binding transcription factor activity, RNA polymerase II-specific
Source: RefSeq, a predicted model, not a curated record